AUGAAAUCCAAGUAUUCUCUUACAAUUUCUCCCGCCAACGUCUCAGUGACCUUGACCUUAAUGAUGAUAUUGACAUUAAGCACCUUAGCGAAGCAAGUUGGCGCAUUCAAAUGUCACGUCUGCUCCACUGAUGCUGGCACAAAUUGCAACGAUUUCUCAACAGUUGAUGGGACGAUGACCGAUUGCGAGACUGAAGAUUCCUGUUUGGUGGUCUUAGACAGUACCGACCAAAAGGUGUUAACAAAAAAUUGCACUGAAAGAAAGUUAACGAAAUCUGAAAAUUUCUGCCAAAGCCAAGACCAAAGCAACAUAAUGCAUUGCUAUUGCUCCGGAGACUUCUGUAACUCUAAAAACUACGAAGACAUGAAAAUUCCACUAAACCUGAUUUUGCCGGCGAAUAAACUGCCAACAUCCAUUCUUCCACACCCAACCAAAACUUCUUCCACCCACAACAACUACACCCAAACUUCCUCCACCCACAACAACUACACCCAAACCUCCUCCACCCACAACAACUACACCCAAACCUCCUCCACCCACAACAACUACACCCAAACCUCCUCCACCCACAACAACUACGCCCAAACCUCCUCCACCCACAACUGA
Helobdella robusta is the source of this 606-nucleotide messenger RNA. RefSeq lists its product as hypothetical. The transcript has 3 exons. Gene Ontology annotation, biological process: positive regulation of voltage-gated potassium channel activity; sleep; regulation of synaptic transmission, cholinergic. Bases 1 to 606 code for a protein of 201 amino acids. NCBI's taxonomy places the organism in Eukaryota, Metazoa, Annelida, Clitellata, Rhynchobdellida, Glossiphoniidae. The record is from RefSeq and is a predicted model, not a curated record.